AUGUUUAAACCUAUUAGUAAUUCUAGCGGUAAUCGAACUUCAAUUUGUAGUCAAGUAGAAACGGGAAAAAUUAUAGCUAACAAAUUAUAUUGUUGUGCCAAAGAUAAUAAGAAUUGUUCUCUUACAUCUGACUGCUUUGGCAACAAUUUUGAAGUUGCUCAAUGCCAUACUCUCAAUAACUUUGAUGCUUGUAAACGAACCGAUUUGGCUGCAAUCCAAGUCUGUGGUGGUUUGCAGAAUAGUUUGUUAUGUUUGUCUGUAGAUACUUCAAGCAAAAAUUAUACAGAGUAUUACCGCUUUCCCAAAGCUGCUGAAUGGAUAGUGAAUCGCAGUUCUGAAGCUGAAACCAAUAACAUAACGGUUUGUGAUGAUGGAACUAGUUACCGUCCAUGUAAUACUAGCAAUCCUAAUGGAACUAUUGCUAAUCUCACUUGUGGAGAUUUAUUUCAAAGUGAGCAUCGAUGUAAUUGGCGCAAUAUUACUAAUGGCGAAGUAAUUGCAGACCUUCCCCGAAAACCCAUAGUGGAAUUAUGCGGAGUAGGACUAACCACCACAGUAAUAUCAACCACUACCACUACCACAACUGCAGUUUCUCACGAUAACGAUAACGAUAAACCUGUAAUCAUCGGCUUAGCUAUUGGUAUAGGAGUUCUGGGAAUAAUAGCUGCUUUAGCUUUCUUUAAUAUUUACAAAUUGCGAAGGAGAAUUCGUCAUAUUAACGUUGAAGUUUCUUCGAAUUCAGCUUCCAUCAAUGGUGAUACUACGUAG
This is a messenger RNA of Ambispora gerdemannii, 768 nucleotides long. NCBI's taxonomy places the organism in Eukaryota, Fungi, Glomeromycota, Glomeromycetes, Archaeosporales, Ambisporaceae. The record is from the annotation of a GenBank genome assembly.